CGACAACCGACACAUGUUGCCGAACAGAGAAGUAGGACAGCUUAUCAGAAAACAUCAGAACGUAAAAAGACUGAUUGAGGAUGAAGAUCUAUUUUGCUGGCAGUAUCCGCGGUGGUCGUCAGGAUGCAGAACUCUACUUAAGAAUAAUAGAAAAGCUACAAGCAUAUGGUACCGUUCUGACAGAACAUGUCGGAGCAAAAAAUUUGGAAGAAUCAGGUGAGAAACACUUGUCAGAGAAGGAGAUUUACAACCGAGACAUGGCGUGGCUUCAGGAGUGUGAUGUGUUCGUAGCAGAAGUAACACAGCCAUCACUUGGAGUUGGAUAUGAGAUCGGACGAGCAAUCACAUUAAAUAAGAAGAUACUCUGUUUGUUCAGACUGGAUUCAGGCAAAAGUUUAUCAGCCAUGAUAGCAGGAGCAGAAACUGGCUCAUCCUCAUUUGUCGUGAAAAAUUACAAAGAAGAAGAUGUCACAAAAAUAUUGAGUGAAUUUCUUAAUUAAACCUUAAAAAAUAUUUCACAAAAGGACACUGUAAUGGUGCUUACAGGUUAUCACCAAGGACAUCAAAAAAUUUUGUGCACAUAACCAGAUCGGAUCAGUUCAUUAUGGAAUUGAUCUGAAGGGAUUUUCAUGCCAAGGCAACAAAUUGGAUGCCGGAUCUUCACAAGAGUAAUCUCCCUUGGUCUUUAAACUGAGAAGAUACAUUUUGUUAUUAUCUGGUUCCACACAGUUGUUUUUCUCUCCAGAGUUAUGGCCCUUGGACUUUCAAGCAGCUCUCAGUUAACAUGCUCUUAUUUUCUUGAUACUGGAUACAAAUAUUGAAUUGAAAUGUGAUGUGUGUUUAUAUUACACAUUAUUACCAUUAAAUCAAGCAUUAUGAUAUGUAAUGAUGUAUUUUGAAGUCUGCACUGUAUCACUGAAGUAGGACAAGUUUGCCUGGGUCUAUUUGUUUAUGCUGGAAAAUGAUGCCAAUAGCUAUACUUUUAUGUAAUGUUUGGGGCAUGAAUCCCGAUGGAAUUGAAUGUGGUGCGUAGUUGAGUGAGUGAAUAAAUCAAAUAUGCCCUACUUUCAUAUAACAA
Molecule: messenger RNA, 1078 nt
Organism: Ylistrum balloti
Lineage: Eukaryota; Metazoa; Mollusca; Bivalvia; Pectinida; Pectinidae
Product: 2'-deoxynucleoside 5'-phosphate N-hydrolase 1-like
Exons: 5
Coding region: 81-500 (139 amino acids)
Biological process (GO): deoxyribonucleoside monophosphate catabolic process
Cellular component (GO): nucleus
Molecular function (GO): 5-hydroxymethyl-dUMP N-hydrolase activity
Source: RefSeq, a predicted model, not a curated record